Oncorhynchus tshawytscha (Chinook salmon) is the source of this 3591-nucleotide messenger RNA. Its product is annotated as protein Jade-3-like. Gene Ontology annotation, cellular component: histone acetyltransferase complex. Gene Ontology annotation, biological process: regulation of transcription by RNA polymerase II. The record is from RefSeq and is a predicted model, not a curated record. Lineage: Eukaryota; Metazoa; Chordata; Actinopteri; Salmoniformes; Salmonidae. The coding region runs from base 290 to 2866 and encodes 858 amino acids. The transcript has 14 exons.
ACCAUACAGCCCCAAGCCAGGCGGAGUCUAUGACCCAGCGGACAGGGUGGUACAAUAGCCCUGUUAUGCCGUAAUGCGGAGAGCUUGCUGCUAACUCUGGGAAAUACUGUCUCCCAAAAAAUACCGUUUUACUAAGAGUCUGCGGUGUUUUAUAUGUGAGGAAUUGGGUGAUAGAAAUCACGAGUCUCAAUAAGCUGCAGAAUUUACCGCUGCCCCAAGGGAUGAGAGGAGGUUGGUUGGAGUGCACCAGAGGAAGACUUUGUGACAGGACAUUUAUGGAUACGUCAGGAUGAAACGGCUCAGGUCUUCAAGCAGCAGUGACAGUUCUGACAAUGAGAGUCCUUCCACCUCAUUCUGCUCCUCCAACAAGUAUGGAAGCAAACCUGGAACCCCUGCUCCCAUGCCCAAGAAACCAGCAGAGGUGUUCAGGAAAGACCUGAUCAGUGCCAUGAAGCUGCCAGACUCUCACCAUGUCUCCCCUGAAGACUAUUACCUGCUGGGGGACACCUGGAGACAGGAGUGGGAGAAGGGGGUGCAGGUGCCCGCCUUCCCUGAAACCAUCCCACACGCCUCUAUCAGGAACAUAGCGGAGAAGCCUAAGGAGACGGUGUUCACCCUACAGAAGAGGUAUAUCCAAUGCUGGAGUCAGGCCUCUACAGAGACUGGUUACGUUAACAUCAAGGAGCUGGCUGAGGCCAUGUGCUCUUAUGACCUGGAUAACAUGGACCUCUACUGGCUGCAGGCACUCAACGCUGAGCUGGAACACAUGGGGGAGGGGCCUGUAGACGAGCUGACAAUGGAGCGCACCAUGGAGGCAUUGGAGCGUCACUGCCAUGACAACAUGAACCACGCCAUCGACACGGUAGAAGGGCUGGGCAUCGAGUACGACGAGGAUGUCAUCUGUGACGUGUGUCGCUCCCCCGACAGCGAGGAAGGCAACGACAUGGUCUUCUGUGACAAAUGUAACAUCUGUGUUCAUCAGGCGUGUUAUGGUAUAGUGAAGGUACCAGAUGGUAACUGGCUGUGCAGGACGUGUGUCCUGGGCAUCGACCCCCAGUGUCAGCUGUGCCCCAUCAAGGGAGGGGCGAUGAAGGCUACGAGGGCGGGCACCAAGUGGGCACACGUCAGCUGUGCCCUGUGGAUCCCUGAGGUGAGCAUAGCGUGUCCAGAGAGGAUGGAGCCCAUCACCAAAGUGUCUCACAUCCCCCCCUCCCGCUGGUCUCUCAUCUGCAGCCUCUGUAAACUGAAGACUGGAGCCUGUAUACAGUGCUCAGUGAAGAACUGCACCAUCCCGUUCCAUGUGACGUGUGCCUUCGAGUACAGCCUGGAGAUGAAGACUGUCCUGGAUGAAGGAGACGAGGUGAAGUUCAGGUCCUACUGCCUGAAGCACAGCAAGCCCAAGAACCAGGCCUCCUCCGACCCACCAGCCCCCGGCCUCAGCCCCUGUCAACCAGCCCACAACAAGCAGCCCAAGGCAGGGGAGCCAGGCUCCGGUCUCAGUCCGGCCCGGCCCAAACCACCCGUAGACCCAGAGAGGGGGGGCCUGAGGGCCCAGAGGUUACUAGAACUAGAGGAGGAGUUUUCUACUCUGAUUCACCCUGAGGAGCUGGCCCUGAACCUGGGCCUCCCUCUCAGCCUGCUGGACUUCAUCUACCAGUACUGGAAACUGAAGAGGAAGAGCAACUUCAACCGUGCUUUGCUGCCCCCUAGUGAGGAGGAGGGUAACCUGCUGCUGUUGCCUCAUGAAGACAGCAUCCACACACGGAUGAGGAUGUUCAUGCACCUCCGACAGGACUUAGAGAGGGUGAGGAACCUGUGUUACAUGGUGAGUCGGAGGGAGAAGCUGAAACUGUCUCAGAGCAAGGCCCAAGAGCAGAUCUUCAACCUCCACGUCAAACUGCUCAACCAGGAGAUCUCCGCUGGUCUGCCGGUGGACAGCAUGUUGUUCCGGCCUCCUCCCAGAAUCACCCUGAAGCUGAAGAUGCCCAAAGUGUCGCUGGGUAAUGGGAAGACCGGCUCCAAGACGGGCAACGGCCCCCUCUGUCCAGAUAACAGCGGGAAUGUUCACGAACGUAGUGGGGGAGGGAAGGGGCUGGGGAAGCCUCAGCUCCAUGGGCGAGGCAGGAGAGAGGAGCGCUCCAAUGGCAGUCUACUGUCAACCUCUACCUCAGCACUGCCUAUCAAAUCUACUGGCAAGCCCCUUACUGGCAAAACCUUAACGGGUAAACCCCUGGUGCUCCACGGCCAUUCCUCCAAUGGAAAUGUUAAACUGGACCCAGACCGAGCGGGCCACACCCCCAAACCCAACGGUGUGAUGGAGAAGAUGGUGGGCGUGACCCAGAAGGACACCGCCUGUCAGACCCCCAGUGAACAGGAAGCUGGUGAGGGGUCAGGGGGCAAGGGCAGCCAGUCAGCCAGCUUCAGGAGGUCAACCAUGGAGCACUUCAGCCGGUCAUUCAAGGAGGCGACGGUCAGUUUGGUGCGGACCACGGAGGACCUGCGUGGGGACAAGGUGUCCCAGGGGGGUAAAGGCUCCAGAUCAGCCCAGGACCGGCCCUGGGCCAAACCAGCUCCUGGGGUCCCCCAAGGAGCCAGUGGUACCAGAUCAGCCCAGGACCGACCCUGGGCCAAACCAGCUCCUGGAGGCCCCCAAGGAGCCAGUGGUACCAGACCACCACCCUACCAGGAGACGGACGGAUACUGCCCUGACCUGGAGCUUAGUGACUCUGAGCCAGAGGCUCAAGGUCAGAGGUGGAGGCAGGGUAGGGGUGACUCGGGGGGCCAGGCAGGAGGAGACUACAGCAGGGGGAACAGCAGAGGGAAGCAGGGCCUGGGGGGGUCCAGUAGAACCUCAGCACAGAGGUGACAUCCCUGACCCCUCACCUACUGUAGACACUGGCCCCAGUUCUGUCACUGCUCUGUCAUUCCCUCUCUGACCACUGGAGCCCUGACCAGCCAUAGAGCAGCAGGGGCCAAUCGCAGCCAUCUAUUGGUAAACUGGGGCAUCUAUCGGUCAACUGGGACCUGGGCCCCCAACACUGGCUGGGGCAUCUAUCUAUUGGCCAACUGGGACCAGGCCCCCCAACACUGGCUGGAGCAUCGAUCUAUUGGUCAACUGGGACCAGGGCCCCCUACACUGGCUGGGGCAUCUAUCUAUCUAUUAGUCAACUGGGACCAGGCCCCCCUACACUGGCUGGGGAAUCUAUCUAUUGGUCAACUGGGACCAGGCCCCCCUACACUGGCUGGGGCAUCUAUGUAUUGGUCCGCUGAGACACAUACAGACAGGAGCAAAGGACUGAUGCAUGGCGGGCGUCCUAGCCCAGAUCAUCACCUCAAUGGGACUCAGACGUGUGUCCUCCUGUUACGGAUCCUCUCUCUCUCCAUGCUCGCUGUGAGUGGAGCAGUGUUGUACUGUCUUCUGAGAUUAAACGACUUGUCUGUUUAUUUCUGUCUUCUCUGUUUUGCUGAGAAAUGUUUUUCUGUAUCUGUUAGGGGUUUAACAGUAUACAUAUUCAUACGGAACCUUGUUUUGGUCGCACUGUGAGCCUGAAAGAAUACAAAAACAAAUAUAACCACUACCUACAGGCUAAA